This is a messenger RNA of Peronospora farinosa, 1509 nucleotides long. The record is from the annotation of a GenBank genome assembly. NCBI's taxonomy places the organism in Eukaryota, Oomycota, Peronosporomycetes, Peronosporales, Peronosporaceae.
AUGGCAAAGGUGUCGAAACUUAUGCGCAAACUCUUUCAUAAAGACGACAAAGGAGACCGUGGACUGCAACUCCGACUACGAAAAGCCGUGACCUUGCGCAAAGUUCGACAAGUGGUGGCACUGUUGGAAGCAGGUGCGUCGCCAAUUUGGAUGAACGACGAGUCGCACAGUAGUCAAAGAUUCCGGCGGCAUGACUGGGAUCCGUGUCCACUCAAUGCACUAUUGCUGGCCUGUCUCCAUGGUGGCGUCGAAACGCUCGGCCUUCUACUGGACGCAUUGUUCGAAGAACCUCAAGUGAUCGCACACUUUAGUCGCGCGAUGUACUGCCUUGUGAUCCGUCACGACCAUUGGAAAGCUUUUCAGCGACUACAACAAGGUGGAGUACCACUAAACUUGGUGUCUUCCAGAUCGUCGACCGGUUCUUCUACAUCUUUAGCGUCUACUCAGCCUAUGUCUGCCACCGCGAUGGAGGGUCCCAAUUGCAAGCUGCCGAUGCCCAUUUUCGUGGCUGCAGAGCACGGUCGUCACCAUUUUCUUCGUUACCUGCUGGAUUGCUACCCGCAUGACUGGGCCUACUACACGUUCGAAGGACACUCGCUACUAUCAGUGGCGACCAUCAAUGGGCACUACGAGUGCGUCAGAGUUUUGUUGGAACGAGAAGUAGCUACUAGAAAAACUUUAGACGAUGCUGUGGCUAUAGCUCGUCGCCAUCGCCAAGCUCACGUCCUGGUACUGCUGACAAGUUAUCUCCCGGAGUUUGUAUCCGACCCGGAACCUGUUUACAAAAACUCUGCAGAACUACCACCAAGCAACGACGGCAAAGACUUCACGUGCCAACAACUGCAGUGGCCUAACCAAGUCACAGGAAAUCGAGACCGCGGAUCAAUCGCAGAGACCGUGGCAAGCGAAUUUGAUGAUGAUAGUAGACGCAGCAGUCUUUUGGCGAUUAGCUCGCGUAUAAACUACGACGAUCAGGACAUGAAUCGGGCAGAGGAAAUGUCCAGUCGAGUUGAGAUAGAGCGCGAGGAGCGGCAGGUUAGUAUGACAUGGCUUUUGGAUGAACGUGAGCCAGUUACAGACAUUCAAUCUCGCGUUGACCACUACGAACUGAGUGCAGACGGCUUUGGCGUCCCAAAAUCUGCGCGUGGUAUUGCGCCUAGCUCCAGCACCAGCUGCACGUCUUCGUACCAGGAAGAUGAGGCAUGGUAUACAGUCAAGUCUAGUGAUGGGAGCCGACAGCAAGAUGAUGAUCAACUGGCCAGUGAUGAAGAAGAGGUAGAGCUCUCCUACGAAUCAAUGUUUUCUGUUCACGAAGAUAAAGUGAACAACAUGUUUGACGAGACGCCUCCACUAUCCGAAGAAACUCACGAGAAGAUUGCAGCAUCUCGAUUUUCAUCGAUAGUCAGAUCCGAUAAGUCGCACAAGCUCAUCAGUGUCCGCAGCCGCGGAUUUGAACGUAAAGUGCUGGCAGCAAUCGAAGAACAUCCCGCUGGAGAGACUGAAGCAUAG